Messenger RNA from Sphenostylis stenocarpa, 1365 nucleotides. The record is from the annotation of a GenBank genome assembly. NCBI's taxonomy places the organism in Eukaryota, Viridiplantae, Streptophyta, Magnoliopsida, Fabales, Fabaceae.
AUGGUAACGUCUGAACUCUCUAAUCACCACUACCAUCAGCACAACAGCAACAAUUCUCCCAUGACGAAGCCCAACUCCCGAAGCAAAACCUCCUCUUUAUUCCUCUCCGACGGUUGCCUUUUCCUCGGAGGAGUAUUCUCCGCUCUUAUCCUCGUCUGGGGUUUUUCCUCCUUCACCACCACCUUCCCCAACGACAACCAAAAUUUGGAAACCCUUUCCCAAAAUGCCGCCGCAUCGCGCAGCACUCCCGAUUUCACCUUCGACCCUCCCGACAAAACGUUCUUCGACGACCCGCAAAUGGGGUACACCAUGGACAAGAAAGUCUGGAACUGGGACGAGAAGCGCGAGGAGUGGCUCAAACUCCACCCUUCAUUCUCCGCCGGAGCGCGAGAAAGGGUUUUGAUGAUCACCGGUUCUCAGCCGGGGCCGUGCCGGAACCCUAUCGGCGACCAUCUUCUCCUACGGUUCUUUAAGAACAAGGUGGACUACUGUCGGCUCCACGGGUACGAUAUAUUGUACAACAACGCACUCUUACACCCGAAGAUGUUCGCGUAUUGGGCCAAGUACCCUGUGGUGCGGGCCGCGAUGAUGGCCCACCCGGAGGCCGAGUGGAUCUGGUGGGUUGACUCGGACGCUUUGUUCACCGACAUGGAGUUCAAGCUUCCUCUGGAGCGUUACAAGGAGCACAACCUUGUGGUUCACGGGUGGCCCCACCUGAUUCACGAGAAGAGAAGCUGGACGGGCCUGAACGCCGGUGUGUUCUUGAUCCGAAACUGUCAGUGGUCGUUGGACUUCAUGGAGUCAUGGGCCAGCAUGGGCCCGCAGACGCCCAAUUACGAGAAAUGGGGAAAGACGCUGCGGUCAACUUUCAAGGACAAGUUCUUCCCGGAGUCGGACGAUCAGACGGGCCUGGCGUAUCUGAUCGCGAUCGAGAAGGAGAAAUGGGCGGACAGGAUUUACCUGGAGAGCGAGUACUACUUCGAAGGGUACUGGGAGGAGAUCGUGGGAACGUUGCAGAACAUCAGCGACAAAUACAAAGAGAUGGAAAAGGGGGUGCGCAGGUUAAGAAGGCGGCACGCGGAAAAGGUUAGCGAGAGUUACGGUGAGAUUCGGGAGGAGUAUUUGAAGGAUGCUGGGUUCGGGAAAGAGAGUUGGAGGAGACCCUUCAUCACGCACUUUACCGGAUGCCAACCCUGCAGCGGAAAGUAUAAUGCCAUGUAUUCCGCCGAUGACUGUUGGAACGGAAUGCACAAGGCUCUCAAUUUCGCCGAUAACCAAGUCAUGCGCAAUUACGGUUUCCUGCGCACGGAUCUACUCGAUAACUCCGUUUCCCCUCUCCCUUUUGAUUAUCCACAUUCCUCGUGA